GGGGCCCAGGCCUGCGCCUGGCGGAACCGCCGCUUAAAGGCGGGCGGGUGGAAGCGGGCUGGGCUGUGGAGAUGGCGGUGACGGGACGGCAGACGGACUUGGAGAACGGCUCCUUGGAAAUAACACAGAGUUUAGAAGAUGAAGCUCUGUUGGAUGCACCGCUUACUUCGUCUCAUACGCUGCAUUCUCAACUAAGGCCGAGAUUUCAUGCUAUCCCAGUAGUUCUCCUUGCCAACUUUCUGUUGCUACUGCACGUUGCUUUCGUUGUUCUAGCAUUUCUAGCAGCUAUGUUUUGUUCUUACCCCAAUCCAAAUCAGGAUAAAUGCCCUGGGAACUAUACUCACCCAUUUAAAGUACAGACUGUCAUAAUAAUUGCCAAGGUAAUUCUGUGGAUUCUGCACGUGUGUUUUGAACGCUACGUCCACCACCACCACAGCAGGAUCAGGAGCAGAGGCUACUUCUUAAUAUAUCGAUCGACAAGGCAUCUCAAGAGGCUUCCAUUGGUGAUACAUUCUACAGGUAAUGCAGCCCUGCUUUUGAUUUUGUCAACCCAGCAUUCCUUUCCUGAUCACAGUAAAGUGUACCUGUAUCUUAUCCUGGGUGUCCUGGGCCUGGAGCUGAUCAGUUCACUGACAUGUCUAGUGAUUUACACAGUGAAAAUAAGCAACUUCAAUCGUGCGAAGCCAAGACCUGACAUAAUUGAAGAAGAAAAGAUGUAUGCUUACCCUAGUCACAUUACCUCAGAAGUUGGAUUUGGGGAAAAUUCAAGUUUAGAAGAGAUCGUUGAGAAGCAAGGAGAUGUAAUAGAAUAUCUUCAGCGACACAAUGCACUGCUCAGCAAGAGACUGUUGGCAUUAACAUCUCAGCAAACCAAAACUUAAAUGCUUGGAGAACUGCUGCUGGAGCUCAGGAGAGAAUACGAGGCAAUACAAUAUCCAAACAGACCUGUAGAGAUGAGUCUUCAAUCUUCUUUCCCAUUUAAAAAUAGAGCUUAAAUUGCAAGUAUGAGCUCUGCGUACACUGUAAACCUGUGACAACUGGACUUAAUGGCUUUUUUCACAUCAGUUCUGAGAAAAUCUUCAGGAACAUAAAGGAUUUUUAAUUCCUAAGAGGUUACAAUUGGAGUUAAGGGACUGGUUUAACUUUUUUCAGUCGUUGCUGUUAUUUUGCACUGGUGUAUUUUUUUUUUUUUUGAGCUUUAAGUUACUGAAGUACUUUCUAGAAUGCACAUUUGUUCUCAAUUAAAACCUGAUUUUGCAGAGGAUUCCUCUCAGCGUACAGUACUGAAGCUGGGGUAUCUUGAAUGUAGGUGUUCAAUCACUGCACUUCAGUAUGUCCAGUGUUCAAGGUGUUAUGCUUCAAUAAUCCUGUACAAAGUAGAUACUUGCAUUCUAGAUUUGUUUUCUCCUUUGCCCAGUAAAGGAAUGAAGUUGUUUCCUAUGCCAGCAGGAAUAUUUAGCAUCCAGUUGAAAUAAUAAGAAGGGCAGAAGGGAAGGGUGGUAUCCUAAAAUGUACUGGGACUGCAUGUGAGAUUUGACAACGUUAUGAUCAGCAGUUUGAGGAGCUGAUCAGAAUGCUGGCUGUGGAUAACAAAAAGGUGUCUUCAGGUCUGCUGAUUCUCCUGCUACUGGAAUUGUGUGUCAGCAAAGACUAAACAGGAUUCCUUCUGCCUGCCAAACUGACACACAAAUGGUAAGUGCUGUCAUUGACCCUGUAACCCAUUAGUGUUCAAUGGGGUUUAAAGUUAGAUCCUGUUAGAGCCACUGUCACAGUUGCUUUGUGCUUCGACUCUUCAUAAAUGUUGCUGUCUAAAUUUAAAAGCCAAAAUGAAUGUGUGUGGUGGAUAUCAGCAGGGGACAGAAUGGCCUUCUGGAAGUGGAAAAACAAGAGUUCUAACAGAAUAAAUUUAUUGGGAAGGGUGGUAAAAAUCAUUCUUUUCAGAUACUUUGUCUACCACUGUAGUCUAAGCAUUAUUUUAGAAGCAAAUGUCUGUGGGAAGACAGAAUAAUUACUGGUCAAAACUGGGAGGAAGAUCCUCGUGAGGAGUGGUCUUGUGGCUGAAUAUGGGGAAAGAAACACAAAUAUUCUAUUUUUUUUACUGGAACACAACUUCAAAAAUAACUAAACUGUCUACUGUAAUAACAAAGAUGGAGAUUGUCUUUUAUUAUAAGAAAGAAGUUGAUAUUUUGCUGCUAUUUAACACUAAACUGUACCCCUUAAUUGUUUUUUGGAAAUAAAGCCACGUUUUUGUAGUAAACAUAGAAAGGAUAUAAAUGUUUGUUUUUAGAACUCAGGUCUGAAUGUGAUUGUGUAUAAUGACUUAAAUAACUGCUAUGGAAAGCAGUCAACUGUGACUGAAGCUCAUGUACAAUAAAUACAACUAAGGGGAACUGAUGCCAUUACUACUGUUCUGUGUAAGACUGCAGCAUAUUGUGAGCAGUUGUAAGCUGCUGAGUUGUUCUGAAUGAAUUCAAGGCUGGGAUGACUGAACUUGAUCUCUACACCCACCUCACUGUGGCCUGAUGCCCACACCAUUUGGGUAAGUAAGAAUGGUUCUAAGAAGUGGAAUGAAGGGACUGAUAGGUACAGUGAGGGGAGAAUGUGUUCUAGGAAAACAAGCCUUAGGCAGAUAUGCAUCAGGGAAGGUUUAAAUUAGGUGCCAGGAGGUGUCUCUCCACAGGGAAGGUAGCCAAGCACUGGAACCAGGCUGCUUCGUGUCCCCAUCCAUCAAGGUAGUGAAGAUGUGUGCUUGGGGAACCAAGGGGAUGUAGUUGAGUGAUGGAAUACUGUUAGACUCGACGAUCAGGAGCUGUUUUCCAUGCAGCAGAUGCUGUGCUAAGCUGAGCAGCAGUACCAGCCCUGUUCCUGUGGGCAGCUACAAGGUGAGGGGCAGCUUUCUGUGCAUGCAUCUCCUGCUCUGGCCAUGUCGCUGUGACGCAUGCUGUCAAUUGUGGAUGCUGCUGAACUGGAGAAGCAGAGUGCUACCCUCAUUCCAGCUCUGAGCCCUGGCUCAGAGAACUGCCUGUUCUACUGGCAGUGCUGUGCUUUGCUUUUCUGAAACCCACUGCUUGCUGUGAGCUUCACAUGGGAUGUUGGGUUUCUGACCACUGGCGAUGACUCAGAGUUGUUCCCCAAAUGUUCGUGUUAGUGUUCUGGCAGCUUUUGGCCAGGAUGUUGAAAUGAGCUAAAUGCGUUUUGUUCUGCUUCUUAAUAGUGCCUAGCAGAAAUUAUCCUGUGAAACCACCUCUGUGUUUCACCUCAUGCAGGAAAUCAGACUGCCGGACUUUGUAACAGCAUUUCCAUCUGUAGAGUGCUAUACAAACUUCUGCAGUCACGCAGCUUCACCCUGCAGAAGGUCAUCCUCACUCGAAGAAAGAGAGUGAUGCUGAAGAACAAAGGCAGGCUGGCAGACAACGAUCUGACCUUGAGGUAACUGGAGAGAUGUUUAGGAAAAAAAAAAAGCAAACCAGCAUCAUCAGCAUUGGAAUUUGUUAAGCUUCCAGGGCAUCGCUGUUAACUAGAGACAGGCUCCGAUGUUUGUGCUGUCCAAGCCAGAGCCAUUUCCCACUGCAAAGCAUUCAGCAGACUGAUCGCUAGCGGGGAAGAUAAAGGCCAUCUGCAGUAGUGAGAGAUCAGUAUGCUAAUUGUACUUGUCUGAUGAUAGUCAGGCACUUGAAACUUAUUUACCAUGCUAAUAGUGCUCCCGAUUGACAUUAAUGCAAAUCUUAUGUGACCCUUAACAAAAUCUGGCUUUGUGUCUGCCGCUCUUGAGAUAUUUAUAGCCUAUGUAUGUGGCGUAAGGGAAAUAUUUCCAGUCUUUCUUCUUCCAUAAAUUUCCUUUUUUCAUUUUGGAAAGGGAAGAAGUGAAUUGUUUAUUAUUCUUUGGGAACGAACUGAUCGGCUGUUUCUCACCGCGGCCUUACACUUACCUCCAUUUCCUGUCUGUUCCAUGCAACCACGAGACCAGGCAUUAGUUCUGAGUUUCAGAAAAAUUCACAUUUUGGACUUUGGAGUCUGGGGGCUGAGUAGACCUCCGGUCAGGUCUCUUGGUUGUUGGAUUCUAUCAAUUUAAUCUCAGUUCUGAGUUUGAAUGGACAGCAACUUUCCUUUAAAACGGGCUUCCUUUAUACGCUCAUGCAUGCAGAUGGGGAAUUGAGCUGUUCUAGCACUGAGCCCAAAUACUGCAUGUUUAUACGUCUGAUCACACUGUAUCCUGGGAAACUCUUUUUGCCAUAAUAUGUUGCACAAAUUAUCUACAAAAAUUCAACUAAGUCAAGGACAAGCCUGACUCGGCUGAAAACAACGCAGCCCUAUUAAAUGUAAAUGAUAACACAGAGUGGCCCGGGUUGGAAGGGACCUUGAGGAUGAUGAAUCUCCAACCCCAUGCCAUGUGCAGGGCCGUCAACCUCCACAUUUAAUACCAGCCCAGGCUGCCCAGGGCCCCAUCCAACCUGGCCUUGAACACCUCCAGGGACAAUAUUGUGCACUAGCAGCAUCACUAGGCUCUUGAACUGCAGUGUUCAAGAUAGGUAGCUAGGGCUCAACUUACAGUGCCUGACCUGUGCAGGGAGAAGCUACCGCAAGUUUUUGUUUCUGCUGCUCUUUGCCCUGUUUCCAAAUGUUUUGUCCUGAAAUCAGCAAAGUUCUUUUGGACUUUCAGAUUCUAAACCCUGCACCCUGAGCUCAUUACAAGUCUUGCUUAUUCUAUACGUGUUGGCAGUGCGUGGUCUGCAGUCUGCUGUAAUCUUAUGGUGUUGUGUCACAGUGGAGUGUGUUGUGAUUACAUAAGCAGUACUUUUAAAACAAGUUCUUCUGACUUUUACCAGAAUUUAGCAUUUAUUUGUAAGAAAUCCAGUAACAAAGGGUUUUACACAUAGCUUCUAUGUCAAUUUACAGUAAAAGUAGAAAAAAAGCUCUAUUUUCUCUAGGUGCAUCACCUCUGACAUAAGAAUAGCAACGUCGAGCAGUGUACAAGGAUUCCUUAAAAAGAAGCAUUGCUAUUUGAAGUGCAUACUUUUCACAAAAUAUACAAUCAGCUAGCAUAUAAACAUAUCUAUCAUAUAUUGCCAUCAAUGUCUUUCUCAAAGAAAAUUUUGUUACCAAUGUGCCUUUAAAAAAAAACAAAACAACAGACAUUAAAAAUUUUGGAGAGACUGACAACAGGCUUCCUAGGACACUUUGGUGAGUGUUGCAUUUGUUUUUAUAUUCAUAAAGGAACAUGCAUACAUAGGACUUUGGUAUUAAAUCUAUACACUCAUUAUUAAGGUAACCAUUAAAUAGUUACUUUUGAGAUGUCUUGCUUUCCAUAAUCUCUGCGUUAGGCAUAUAAGAAGGCUAAGUUAAAUUAAAAACAAAACAAAA
Tympanuchus pallidicinctus (lesser prairie-chicken) is the source of this 5361-nucleotide messenger RNA. It is a transcript of the gene TMEM192, whose product is annotated as transmembrane protein 192. The record is from RefSeq and is a predicted model, not a curated record. The transcript has 6 exons. Gene Ontology annotation, cellular component: late endosome; lysosomal membrane. Lineage: Eukaryota; Metazoa; Chordata; Aves; Galliformes; Phasianidae. Bases 72 to 881 code for a protein of 269 amino acids.